AUGGUGAUGCUGCCCCUUCUCGUCUCUGGCCUCAUGGCGGCGGUUUCCGUAGCUGGCCCUAUGGACAUGAGGGCCGUUGGGCAUCAUUGUGCGACACGCAGCCCCCUGGAGGAGCGCGGGCUGUUCGCACGACAGAGGCCUCAGCAGAACCCCCUGCCUGACGAUGGACAAGAGAUCAACUUGGGCUUUGUUUUGCAUUUCUGCUGCGGCGGGGGCAGCCAAUGCCCCUCGGACUCGGUCGCUGAAAAGGCCGUCGAAGACAUGAACGGGCUCUUUGCAAAUGGCAAGAUCAAGUUCAACCUGCAAAACGUUUCGCGUAUCGCCGAUCCACUCUGCAUUUCCGGUGUGACAGAUAACAAGGCCAUGGACCAGCUGAAGUCGCGGGUCCAUCAAGGCAAUACGACCACUCUCAAUAUCGUCUACGUGCCGACAAACUCGGGCGCAGGAACCAAAGGCAUGUGCAUCGUGCCGGAAAAAGGCACAAACAUUUCCAAGGGUAUUGGCGACGUGGACGGAUGCGUUGUGGCCAUGGACACUCUGCCCAAGAGUAAUAGUAGCAACGGCGGCAAUGGUCGUCUACAAGGAAAUAACGGAAGCGGCGGACGACUUGGAGGGCUAUUCGGCCAUCUUUUUGGUCGCCAGGACGGCGGCGUCGAUGGCGGCGUCGGCGGCGGCGGCGAUGCCCAUAUCAGCGGCGCCCUCGCCACCUCUGUACAUGAGACGGGCCACUGGCUUGGCGAGCUUCAUGCCGGCGGCGGCGGCGACGUCCCCGACACCGCAAACGUCAUGGUACCUUGGUCGAUAUUUGAAAAGCAGUAUUCAUUCACUGCAGAUCAAUUCCAACGGAUGCGCCAGACGGCACUUGCUCGUGUGAACGACAAAAACACCCCCGUGGCUAACAAGACGGAUACUGGCCCUGUAGACGGCGUCGUCAACACUCAACCUCAGCCUCCACAGCCUCCUAUUGAAAAUGGGGAUGGCGUCGUUAACACUCAACCUCACCCUCAGCCUCCUAUUGAAAAUGGGGAUGGCGUCGUUAACACUCAACCUCACCCUCAGCCUCCUAUUGAAAAUGGGGAUGGCGUCGUUAACACUCACCCUCAGCCUCACCCUCCGUUUGGAAAUGGGAAUGGCGGCGACAACACAGCCGGCCAGGGAAAUCCCGUGAGACCCACUAAUUCCGGUUUUAAUCCGAUUGGAAAUGGGGAUGGCGGCGUCAAUACUCACCCUCGCCCUCACCCUCCGUUUGGAAAUGGGAAUGGCGGCGACAACACAGCCGGCCAGGGAAAUCCCGUGAGACCCACUAAUUCCGGUUUUAAUCCGAUUGGAAAUGGGGAUGGCGUCGUCAACACUCAAAACCCUCACCCUCCAUCUGGAAAUGGGAAUGGCGGCGACAACACAGCCGGCCAGGGAAAUCCCGUGGGACCCAUUAAUCCCGAUUUCAAUCCUAAUUCUGCCGCUUUCUGGGCCUACAUGAAGCAAAUUUUUGGAGACCGCCUUUCUGGCUUUGAAGUCUCCCGCAUCGGUGCCCGUGCCGAGCCAGAGGCGGAAGCCGACGAGUCUGGCCUGGUGCACAUUGCCCGACGCGAGGGGACUGAGGCGGAAGCCGACGCGUCUGGCCUGGUGCACAUUGCCCGACGGGAUGACGCAGGGGAGCCCGAUGGCUCUGGUUUGGUCCACAUUGCUCGCAAGUAG
Messenger RNA from Metarhizium robertsii ARSEF 23, 1695 nucleotides. RefSeq lists its product as uncharacterized. NCBI's taxonomy places the organism in Eukaryota, Fungi, Ascomycota, Sordariomycetes, Hypocreales, Clavicipitaceae. Gene Ontology annotation, molecular function: metallopeptidase activity. The transcript has 3 exons. Bases 1 to 1695 code for a protein of 564 amino acids. The record is from RefSeq and is a predicted model, not a curated record.